Messenger RNA from Nestor notabilis (Kea), 1597 nucleotides. RefSeq names its product PNN-interacting serine/arginine-rich protein (gene PNISR). The annotation marks the transcript as partial. The transcript has 9 exons. Gene Ontology annotation, molecular function: RNA binding. Gene Ontology annotation, cellular component: nuclear speck; presynaptic active zone. The record is from RefSeq and is a predicted model, not a curated record. NCBI's taxonomy places the organism in Eukaryota, Metazoa, Chordata, Aves, Psittaciformes, Psittacidae.
GUUAAUUUCUCUGUGAAAAUACAGAGAAAGCAUACUGGGCUUCUGAAAUCUGACGGUAAUAUUUUCACAUAUUACUCUAAAGGAUGAACCAUUUCCUCCAGCUUAAAAUAUUAAGCCAGCAUUGCUUCAGCUUGCUUUGCAAGGCUUAACUAUAUCUGCAGUUAUGUAAGUUUCAGUUAUGUGAUAUUUCAUGGGCAUCUAUUUAAACAUACAACUAUUAUUUUUAGUUGAAAUAUAGACUAUAUAAAGACUUAAAAGAUGUGGGAUCAAGGUGGACAACCUUGGCAGCAAUGGCCUUUGAACCAACAGCAGUGGAUGCAGUCAUUUCAGCACCAGCAAGAUCCAAGCCAGAUUGACUGGGCUGCAUUAGCUCAAGCAUGGAUUGCUCAGCGAGAAGCCUCAGGGCAACAGAGUGUAGUGGAACAACAAGGAAUGAUGCCAAACGGACAGGAUAUUUCAGGAAUAGAGUCUGGUCCAAACAACCAUAAUAAUUUUCAGGGGGAUCCCAACUUCAACAGAAUGUGGCAGCCAGAAUGGGGAAUGCCUCACCAGCCCCCUCACCCACCUCCAGAUCAGCAGUGGAUGACUCCAACCCCAGGUCAAAUGGAAAUCGUUCCUCCAUCCGAAGACAGCAACAGUCAGGACAGUGGGGAAUUUGCUCCCGACAACAGGCAUAUGUUUAACCAGAACAAUCACAACUUUGGGGGACCUCCCGAUAACUUUGCAAUGGGGCCAGUGAACCAGUUUGACUAUCAGCAUGGGGCUGCUUUUGGUCCACCUCAAGGUGGCUUUCACCCACCUUAUUGGCAGCCAGGACCACCAGGGCCACCAGGUCCACCAGCACCUUCUGCACCUCCUCAAAAUCGAAGGGAAAGACCCUCAUUCAGAGACCGACAGCGUUCACCUAUCACUAUGCCUGUGAAGCAGGAGCCUCCACAGAUUGAUGCUGUGAAGCGUAGAACUCUGCCUGCCUGGAUUCGCGAGGGCCUGGAAAAGAUGGAACGAGAAAAACAGAAAAAGCUGGAAAAAGAGAGGAUGGAGCAGCAACGUUCACAGUUGUCUAAAAAAGAAAAAAAGGAAAGUGAGGAGGCUGAAGAAGGGGAUGGCCCACGGUUACCUCAGAAAAGUAAAUUUGACAGUGAUGAGGAAGAUGAAGAUGCUGAGAACACAGAAGCCGUAAGCGUUGGGAAAACCAGCAGGAGUCCAUCCCCAGCUCCUCAAGAGGAGCAAAGCGAACCAGAAAUGACAGAAGAAGAAAAGGAGUAUCAAAUGAUGAUGCUGACAAAAAUGCUGCUGACAGAGAUUCUCCUAGAUGUCACAAAUGAAGAAAUUUACUAUGUGGCCAAAGAUGUUCACCGUAAAGCAACUAAAGCUCCUGCAAAACAGCUGGCACAGUCCAGUGCACUGGCUUCCCUCACUGGACUCGGUGGACUGGGUGGUUAUGGAUCAGGAGACAGUGAAGAUGAGAGGAGUGACAGAGGCUCUGAAUCAUCUGAUACUGAUGAUGAGGAAUUACGACACAGAAUCAGGCAAAAACAGGAAGCAUUUUGGAGAAAAGAGAGAGAACAGCAACUACUGCUAGAAAAACAGCUAGAAG